Lachancea nothofagi CBS 11611 is the source of this 510-nucleotide messenger RNA. Lineage: Eukaryota; Fungi; Ascomycota; Saccharomycetes; Saccharomycetales; Saccharomycetaceae. The record is from the annotation of a GenBank genome assembly.
AUGGGUUCAAAUGCGGCCUUGGAGAAAGAAGAGGGUCAUGAUAUCCGGAACUGCAUCAAGCGCGCUUCUCACGUCUUCCUAAUUGCCCAGCAUAAGCUCAGAAAAAGCAAAGCUGGGAAAGUGUGUAAGUGCAUGCUGUCCUGCGGCCUUCGUUACCCAGCCACGGCCGAGGGCACGCCGACGCUAUGUGGAGGGCGAACAUCAUUUGGAGUCCAGAAUCCGGAACGGAACCUCAAGAGCAAAAACAAAAAGAAAGAAAGAAAGGAGAAAAAAAAGGAGGAGGAGGAAGCGAUAAGCCUUUGCCGCGAACCCGCAUUGUCUUCCGCGUGCUUGUCACGUGUCUUCUUGCUGCUCUUCGUUUUUUUUUCCUUCGUCGAAACGGACCCUAAGUUCUGGCCGGGUAUUGUUUUCCCGCUCCAGAGUGCGGCUAUGCGUUUUUGUGGCCCGCGCCUGAAGAAGAAAAAUCCACAAAAAAAAAACAAAAAACCCCAUAGCCGCGGAAACCCCUAG